Molecule: messenger RNA, 342 nt
Organism: Fraxinus pennsylvanica
Lineage: Eukaryota; Viridiplantae; Streptophyta; Magnoliopsida; Lamiales; Oleaceae
Source: the annotation of a GenBank genome assembly
AUGGGGUUUAUAGAAAAGAUUCAUCGAAUGGAUGGAAUUUCAUUGAGAAAUCCCCUAAAGCCAAUAUCUACAAAUCCAGUGGAGAAACUAGGGCUGCAAAAAGAUGAUGAAGAAGAGUUCACAACAACACCAAAAUCUGCAGAUUCAAAAAUUCCAAGCAAAUUGAUAUGUCCACCAGCCCCGAAAAAGCGAAAAGCUUCUUCAAAAUGUCAUUUUGCUGGUGUUGUGGAGUUCUUCAGUCCACCAGACCUGGAAACAGUUUUCAUUCCUCGGGUCAAAAGAGCUUCAAGUGGUAUUGAACCUUACAAUAAACAAGAUUUUAACUUCCUCUAUUCACGUUAA